AUGGGGCGGCAAUACUACAACUACUACAAUCCCUGCUACGACCAUUACCGUAGUAGUCUCUGCUCCAACAGCUACUGAAACCCCCGUCGCACUUGCUCCAGUCAUUACUACAUGCUCCAAAUCAGGCUCAUUUGCUAUCACAUUCGAUGAUGGCCCCAUAGAAGCUGAAAAACAGCAUGCGACGUUCUUUGUCAAUGGUCUAAACUAUCGCUGUAUAUACGAUCAGGCAGACGUUAUCAAACGUAUUGUUAAUGAAGGACAUCAACUCGGCUCUCAUACUUGGUCUCAUUCCGAUCUUGUCAAGUUGUCUGAUGACCAAAUUCGUCUUGAAAUGACCAAACUCGAGGAUGCCUUUCGUAAAAUUGUCGGCAAAGUACCCCGCUACAUGCGACCACCCUAUGGUAGCUAUGACACGCGUGUACGUGGUAUAAUGGCAUCGCUUGGAUAUGAGAUGGUUACUUGGGAUAUUGAUAGCGGUGAUUCUCUUGGAUAUACUGUCCCUCAAUCACAGGACGUUUAUAGAACUAGCAUUAAAAAUGCACCAUUUCCUACUCCACAUUUGGCUCUGAACCAUGAUGUCGAACCAGAUACGAGCAAUAUUCUUGGGCCUUUUGCAUUUUAUUAUGUAAUACAGCAGGGUUAUUCGCCUCAGACUGUUGGUAGUUGUCUUGGAGAUAAAAAAUGGUAUAAAGAAGUAGUCCCCCCCAGUCCUAGAGACGAUAGCUGGGUAUGUUAG
Messenger RNA from Paraglomus brasilianum, 736 nucleotides. Lineage: Eukaryota; Fungi; Glomeromycota; Glomeromycetes; Paraglomerales; Paraglomeraceae. The record is from the annotation of a GenBank genome assembly.